This is a messenger RNA of Lotus japonicus, 1727 nucleotides long. RefSeq lists its product as uncharacterized. The transcript is spliced from 2 exons. The record is from RefSeq and is a predicted model, not a curated record. Bases 987 to 1706 code for a protein of 239 amino acids. NCBI's taxonomy places the organism in Eukaryota, Viridiplantae, Streptophyta, Magnoliopsida, Fabales, Fabaceae.
CACACACAGUAGCAUUAAGAACAACAAAAUUAGAUAAGGAAACACAGACAGCAAAACGAAACACAAGUUCAGAUGAAUUCAAACACACAACGAACACAAAGUAAUGCAAUCGACACCGGCACCGGCACACUCAGCAGAGAUGAAUUCAGUCACGAGAUUCCCAACCCACAUAAACCCUAAAUUUGUAAUUAGGGCUCAGAUUUAACAAGAAAAACACACAACGAACACAGAGCAUUGCAAUCAAUCAAUAGCGUAGCGUACCUAUGAAGUGCGAAGACUAAAUGUUGAGACGCCGACGAGAUGCAAGGUGAUGGCAACCGGAAAUCGCGAGGGAGAGAGUGGGAGAGAAGGAGGAGAAGACAAGGUUUCCAGGAGAAGGAGAGAACAGUAGAAAAAAAAAGUAACGAUUAAAAAAAUAAUUACUACUCUAUUAACCAAUGGUAAAUAACAAAACAAAAAAUAAAACAAGGGCACUUAAGCAAAUAUAAAAAUAUUCUGUUCUGAAUUAAUCAUGCUACCUCAUUUAAAAUGUGUAUCAUUAUUACUGGUACACAUAACUCAGGUAAAUUACACUCAUUUGUGUUAAGGCACCAGAGUGUGCACCUAUAUCACCAUUUUGCCCCGAGUUCAAUCGAAACCGACAAAUGGACAACCCUGGGGAGUUGGGUUUGGGGCCCCCCCUAUGGGGCUCCCCGCCCCACUUAAAGUGGGGAAAUUACUGGAACGCCCCCCUUUAAUAGAAUACGGAAGCAACAUUUCCGUGUUCAAUACGGAAGUCUUAUAUCCGUAUUAUAUUAGUAUGUAAACCGGCAAGGGUUUAUUCAAACCCAUUUCAAACUUCAUUCCGUAUUUUGCCAAGCUCUUCUCCCCUCUUCAACCUUCGAUCUCUGUCGCUCCCCUUGCUUGAACCGUGUACUUGAAAGGUUCCAUCAUCUCCAUCAAAGCUCUUCACAACCCCAUUCUCAGAAUUGAAACCUAGAGUGAGAAUGAAGAACAGAAAGAGGUCUCAUGCUUCUAGUGAGGAUGUCGGGGCUACUGAGGAUAGACACCGGCGGUUACAUGCUUCUAGCCGGCGCGGCGAUCAUGCUGCAACCUCUCAGGCGGUGGAGGCUUCAGCUCCAGUUGUUUCUCCGCCGUCUCCCAUGAUUGAGGUUCCUCUGGUUGAUUAUCCGCCGUCUCCCACGGUUGAGAUACCUACAGUUGUUUCUCCGCCCUCUCCCAUGGUUGAGUCAUCAGGCGAGGAGUCCUCAGGCGAGGAGUCCUCAGGCGAGGAGUCCUCAGGCGAGGCCUCAUCCGGCAUGGGAGGAUCUGACGAGGAUAGUAUUCCUCCGCCUACUGUUGAUGCUGAUGUCCUGCCGCCAGAGCAGGGGGAGCAGGGGGCACAGGGUGGCGAGGAGGACCUGAUCCAGAGGUUGCCGCCGUUUCCGGGGGGGGCUGUUGAGCUAUCGCUCCUCACCCAUUAUGCUGAUCACAAGGCUCCCUGGGCGUGGCAUGCACUCCUACGCACAGACGAGCGGUAUGUGGACCGUCGACAGUUGAAGGUGGCCACAGCUGGGGGGAAGGUUUGGAACCUUGCUUGUGAUGGUGAUUCAGACAAUCACAGGCGGGUUCGAGAGUUGAUUGCAAAUAAAUGCGAGACAUCUAUACUUAUACACGGGGGCACAAAUGCUGGUGGUGGCACCUCUGUAGUGGCCUCUUCAGGUUGACCAUUGUGAAUCCAGCUUCAA